ACUGAUCUCCUCACAAAAAAAAUAAAUAAAAAAUAAAUCUCUUAGGGGAAAUCUAGCCUUUAAUUUCUAAAGACCUUUUAUACUAAUUGGCCAUCAUAAGUAACCAUAUUCAAAUCAAUGCCUAUUGCAUCAGAAGAUCUGUAAAUAGCUAUUUCUUUUGUUAGAAGAGGCCUGCUACUUUUUUGAUGAUUCUGGUAAAUUCGUUAUCUUUUUUUAAAAUGAGAGAGAGAUGUUAAAUGUCAUGCCAGAUCCUUAGUGGACUUGCUUGGUGGGAAAAAAAUGAUGAGGUUUAGAAAACUGGAGUCCAUCUGUAACAAGACUAUUAGCAACUGAAUGAAAAGCUUACACUAAAUACUACUAUUAUUACAGCAACUUAUUUUUCCUGUUCUCAUCUUUGUCUUCAGUCAUUCCUAGUUGCAUUUAACAAGAGAGAUUCUGGAACUUUAUCAUCUCAUUGCUAACGGAGCCAGCACUGGCUAUCUCACUGUGCAUCAUUCUCCCAAAUUGGCCUUGAUCUUCUCCUGAAAUAAGUUCUCAGAUGAGCUCCAAGAGUCUCUCAGGUGUUCUCAUUAUUUUUAAACUUUCAAAGCAAAUUUGUCUAGAAUCACACAUCGGGUCCUUUGUGAAGUUAUUUCCUAAAGAAUAAACUUCACCUUUCUAUACCUCUUGUUUGAUAGGUUAUCACAGUGGUAAACUGUUUCCUAAUAAAAAAGACUUUGAAUGAUAGUCAUUGCAUUGCGUUUGGAUCCCUUUAACACAGAUAUUUUGUUGGACAAAGCAAGAAGCUAUUGCUUUUCUUUCUUUUUCUUCCUUAAUCAAAAGUAUUGCCCAAGCUUUGUAUCUUGCAAAUAUAUAGAGGGGGCUAUUUAGUUGGGAUGAGCAAUAUAGAAAACUAAUUUUAUUUGUUUUAUGACUCCAGCACCUAUGAGAGUGUCUGAAAAAAUGAACACCAGAAGGAUAUGGCGCUAGCCAGUAUUUGUAGCAUCUUGAAGGCUGUUGAAUUGAAUUCCUUUUGCUCAGCUGCCUGUCCUCUGAAUUUACUCCUAGCACUGCUGACAGUCAUGCUGCAGUUUCUACCUGAGAACUGGGUUGGCAGGAAACCCUGAGGCAAUGAGGACAUGGCCCACCACCUAAUUUAAAGACGCUGCAGACGAUGCGGAGUGGCGAGCCGGCGGUGACCAUGGACGAGAGCAGCGGGCCGGCCGAGGCCGCGGCGCAGGGCGGCCCGUGCCCGGCUCCCGCGCCUCCCGGCCGCCUGGGGGCGCCGUACUCCGAGGCCUGGGGGUACUUCCACCUGGCGCCGGCGCGCCCGGGCCACGCGGCGGGCCGCCGGGCCACCUGCCGGCUGUGCGGGGAGCAGGUGAGCGGCGGCGCGGGCCUGCAGGCGGGCACGCCGGCGCUGUGGGAGCACCUGAAGAGCGCGCACCGGCGGGAGCUGGAGGAGGGCGCCGCCCGCCGCUCGCCGCCCGGCCCCGGGCCCGCCGCGGCCGCCGAGGGCGAGUGGGCGCGCCUGCUGGAGCAGAUGGGCGUGCUGGCCGUGCGCGGCAGCCUGCGGGAGCGCGAGCUGGCGCGGCGCGAGGCGGCCGUGGAGCAGGGCGAGCGCGCCCUGGAGCGCCGGCGGCGGGCCCUGCGGGAGGAGGAGCGCGCGGCGGCCCGGGCGCGGCGGGAGCUGCAGGCCGAGAGGGAGGCGCUGCAGGCGCGGCUGCGGGAGGUCAGCCGCCGCGAGGGCGUCUUGGCCGCGGCCGCUGCUCCGCCGCAGACUCCGCUCAAAGAGGAGCCCGACGGGGAGAGGGACGGCUACCUGAUCACGAAGGUCCUCCUGUAGGUUCCGGCCGCUCCCACCACCCCAUGCCAGCGCUACUCCAGUGUGGUCCGCGGACAGCGUCUUCAGCAUCACCUGGGAGCUGAAUCUCAGGCCCGAGGCCGCCCUGCGGAAUCGGAAUCUCCAAAUGUGGGGCUUUGAGAAGCACUUCGGAAGCUAGAGUAGAACCCAAAGUCACUUCCGCUCUGGGGGGCCCCGGAGCGCAACCUCCGGCAGCCUCCUUUGCUGUGGGCGUCUAGUGGGCAUCCGUGUGGGGCUGGGCUUCCUCCGAGUGCCUUGGGGAAUGGGCGCUCCAGCAGCCUGUGGGCCCAGAUCACCCAGAGCCAUGGCCACCGUGCACCUGUGACUUCGAAGGACAGAAGCUUCCUUACACACCAAAGACUAUCACACCAUGUGCCUGUACACCAGCAGGGCAACCCAGGGUGGAGCGUGCAUGGAAAUGAGGACAAAGCAUUUUAUCCAGGAGAGUUUCACUCAUUUCCUAAUGAGUGAGUCUUUGAUGGGUAGUUGUUGCCCAACACGAAGUUCUGAAAAGAGGGCCACUGAUUACCCUCCCCAUCUCUGUGCCUCCUCAAGGCCGUCCCAGAGAGGCCCUCUGUUACUCCCCAAAAGGCCAAGUGCACCCUCCCUCUCCCCAGCUUGUCUUCUCUCCCCCAUCCAGACCUCCUGGCUGCUGUGGUAAGCCUCCCCACUUUUCCACCUCACACCUCCUGCCGCAGGACUAGCAAGACUUGACCUCAUCCUCUCGUUGGUGGGAGGAGCGCUUCCUUCCCCACAAGUCUCCACAGCCCUCACUUGUGGGCCAAAGGAGAAGGCUCCCUGCCACCUAAGGCCACCUCUUCCUCUCACUGGGCCUUUGCUCCAUUGGUGUUCCUCCUUUCCUCUGUCUCAUUCCCUCCCUUUCUCCAGACUCUUCCUCUUCCUCAGCAACACCCAGGCUCCGUUGUUCUGAAAAGAGGAACUCCCCCAGCCUGGAUGCUCCCGACGGAACAGCAUUCAAGGAGGGUUGAGUAGACCUUGCUGCUAUACUUCCUCCCUAUUCUUUACUCCUUUACUCCACGGUCAGCUUUUCAUGCUACACUGGACUCUGAGAGGCCACCACAAUCUCCCAAUGGCCAAAUGUGAUGAUUUAUUUUCAGCCUUCAUUUUGCUCAAUCUCUCCCUUCUUGAAAUUUCUCCUUUGGUAAGUGGAAUUUGCUUUUCCUCCACAGAAUUCCUUUUCCUGAUGUAGACUAGUUCUCAAACAAUUUUUCUUCAGGUCUCUUUUUUUCUCAUUAUUUUAUAUUGAAAAUUUUCAAGCAUCCAGGAAAAGUUGAAAGGCCAGUACAAUGAAUAUUCAUAUAAACCCUCCACCUAGACUGAACAAUUGUUAACAUUUUGCCAUAUUUAAUUUUUUUGCCCUGCACCCCAUAUAUGCACGACAUUUCAUCCCUAUUUCAGCAUUUAUCUCCUAAAAAUAAAGACAUGAUUCUACAUGAUUACAAUUUCUUAAUAGCCUCUAAUAUAGAAUCCUUAAUCAAAAUUCCCCAGUUGUCCCAAGAAUGUCUUUUUAUCUUGUUUUAAAAACAACGUCCAAUCAAGGUUAUACAUUACUUUUGAUUCUUACUCUCUAGUCUCUUUUAGUCUAGAACAACCCCCUUACUAUUUUUUUCCAUGACAUUUAUUUUUGAAGAGUCCCGACCAUCUGUCUUAUAGAAUGUCCUAUAUUCUGGAUUUGUCUGAUUGUUUCCUUAGGCUAAUUUGUGCACUCACUCUCAGCUCAUCCGCCUGUAGAGCUACAGUCAUCUCUUCUGUGCCAGUGACUCCUGAAUAAUCCAGCCAUGAGUGUUCUCUUGGCUUUGACCUUCAUGUGCAAUCAAUCCCCCUGCUGCAUGUCUCACCUCUGCUUGCAUAACCUGCGGCUACAGGUGGAACGGAUGAAGCUGUUCAACUCUGUGUCCCUACCCCUCAUCCAAGAACUAAAAUGUAUCGAGCACUUAAAUGUAUCGAGCACACACUGCACAAUUGACAUGUAUUAUCUCACUUGAUUCUCAUAGCAGCUCCAUGGGGAGGUAUUAAUACUAUGCCCAUUUUACAGCUAAGGAAACUGAGAUAGAGUUAAGUAGUUUGUACAAGGUCACAGCUGGUAGGUAGAGCUGGGAUCUGAAUCCAGUGUCUACCUCCAGACGCCAUGCUCCCAGCUGCCGUACUGUCUCCCUUGUUACUCAGUCACCGGGCUGACACCUGUUUCCUUCCUAACUCCAGUUCCAGGUAGUAUCAUCAGUGACAUAAACAUGUACAUGGGCCAGGGCUGUGCUAAAUGCUUUACAAGUAUUAUUGCCUACCACGCAGCAACCACAUGAUAGAACUGCUGUUAUGCCCAUUUUAUAGACAAGGAGACAGGCCCAGGGGAGCUUAAGUAAUGUCUUCACAGUCACACAGCUGCUAAGAGGCAGAGUGGGAUUUGAACUCUAGAUCCUAAGCCCCUGAUCUACUGAGUGUAUUUCUACAAAAUAUCACACCUGUCUUCCUUCUGAUGCCACCUGCCAAGCACAGGCCCCAUUUAUCAUUCAUCUGGGGUUCAUCUUCCCAUCCUUGUCUUCCUCCACUGUCCCCUGCCUAACACUCAGCUUGGCCAAAGGAACUGUCCCAAGCCAACAUUGAUCAUACACGUUUUCUGCUCAAAAGCCCCCCAAGAUCACCCAUCAUCUACAAGCUUGGCCCUUGUGGCUUGACAUUCAAGUUCCCCCGCCCCGUGCCAGUCUUAUCUGUCCCUCCUUCGUACACUGUAAGCUCCAGCCAAACUGCACGCCUUGUUCUUCCUCACAUGCCCUGGUCUUGGCACCUCUAUGCCUCUGUUCACCUUCCUUCCACUUAAAAAGCCCCUUCAAUUCUGAGUAUGAGAAAUCCCACCAUUUUCUGAGACCAAGCCCAAAUUCAACUGCCUGCAUGAAGCUUUCCUUGAUUCCUCCUUGGUUAGUCGAUUCCUUACUUCUCUGACUUGCAUAGCAUUUUUGUAUCUCACAACCCUUAGAACAGGCAAUCUAGCAUAGGGCUUUAUGGGUUCUUGUAUAACUCCCUUGCCAGAGCUUGAGGCUUUGGAGACAGGGAUGGAGUUUACUCCUUCUACUCCCACAGUGCCUUGCAGAUAAUAGCUGCUCAAAUAUUUGAGGCAUUUAACCCACUCAAUGUGUUUAAGAUUUUACAAGUUAGCUUUCCCAUAGUUACUAAUAUAAUUAUUCAUUUAAUUCUGAGUAGAAUUCAUAACAGAAAAAAAUAGCCUAAAAGGAAAUAGCAGUAAUAAUCUUUUUAAAGCUGUUUAGUCAAUAAAAAUUUAAGAAGUGUCAGUUAUUGGGUUGUUUGAUUUGAAUCCCAUCAACUGUUCUAGUAUGUCAUU
Diceros bicornis minor is the source of this 5198-nucleotide messenger RNA. It is a transcript of the gene ZBED3, whose product is annotated as zinc finger BED-type containing 3. The record is from RefSeq and is a predicted model, not a curated record. Bases 1154 to 1825 code for a protein of 223 amino acids. Gene Ontology annotation, biological process: regulation of transcription by RNA polymerase II. Gene Ontology annotation, molecular function: transcription cis-regulatory region binding. The transcript is spliced from 2 exons. NCBI's taxonomy places the organism in Eukaryota, Metazoa, Chordata, Mammalia, Perissodactyla, Rhinocerotidae.